Molecule: messenger RNA, 1524 nt
Organism: Zygotorulaspora mrakii
Lineage: Eukaryota; Fungi; Ascomycota; Saccharomycetes; Saccharomycetales; Saccharomycetaceae
Gene: AFG1
Product: Afg1p
Exons: 1
Coding region: 1-1524 (507 amino acids)
Biological process (GO): protein quality control for misfolded or incompletely synthesized proteins
Cellular component (GO): cytoplasm; mitochondrion
Molecular function (GO): ATP binding; ATP hydrolysis activity
Source: RefSeq, a predicted model, not a curated record
AUGAUAUAUGUUGCUCAGGUCGUGAGAAGCGGAAGACUACAGUGGGUAUGCUUUCGAAAAUUUCGUGUCAGCGUCCAACAGUUCAAUAGGGGUUGCUCAGAUGUGGUUCAUCUCCCGGCAGCGCAUUCUGCGGUAACACCACUGCAAGAAUACGAACGCCUGGUAAAGCUGAAGAAAUUAAGAGACGAUCCAUAUCAGAGAAGCAUUAUAAAAUCUCUAGGCUCCCUCUAUGACUCAUUAGUGGAGUACAAACCGGCAGAAAUCGUAUCCCCAGAUGCUUUGGAUCAGGUUGGUUGGAAGUCGGGGUUUCUAGGCAAACUUCUGGGGGUUAAUAAAUUCAGCUACAGCGAUGAAAUAUCGGAGAAGAUUCCCAAGGGCAUAUAUCUAUAUGGUGAUGUGGGAUGCGGCAAAACAAUGCUAAUGGAUCUUUUCUAUUCCACAGUACCUUCGCACCUCACCAAAAAGAGAAUUCACUUCCACCAAUUCAUGCAAUACGUCCAUAGGAGGUCUCAUGAAAUUAUGAUAGAACAGAACUUAGACGUGUUGGGUAAAGCCAAGGGGAGAGAGAUCGACUCAAUUCCUUUCUUGGCUGCUGAGAUCGCCAAUACUGCUCGGCUACUGUGCUUUGACGAGUUCCAGGUUACUGACGUCGCAGAUGCGAUGAUCUUGAGAAGACUGAUCUCAACUUUAUUAUCCAAAAAUCAUGGUGUCGUUCUCUUUGCAACAUCAAAUAGACCACCGGACGAGCUGUAUAUUAAUGGUGUUCAAAGAAAGUCUUUCAUUCCUUGUAUUGAACUAAUAAAACGAAGAACCGAAGUCAUAUUUUUAAACUCUCCAACCGAUUAUCGUAAGAUUCCGAGGCCAUCACUUUCAGUUUAUUAUUAUCCUGAGAAUGAAUUGAAAUAUGAUAGUGAAAAAUGUAAAAAAGCAAGAGAGUCCCAUAUUAGACAAUGGUAUGAUUAUUUUGCUCAAGAUGAAAACACUAUAGAAGUUGAUCAUGAUAUUAUAAAUGACUUUACAUUGACUAUUUGGGGUCGUGAGUUUAACGUUCCAAAAUGCACUGCACCUCGGGUGGCCCAAUUCACAUUCAAGCAGUUAUGUGAAAGACCUUUGGCAGCUGGCGACUACUUAGCAUUGGCACAAAAUUUCAAGGCGUUCAUCGUUACUGAUAUUCCCUAUCUCUCAGUAUAUGUGCGUGACGAAAUCAGAAGGUUUAUCACAUUUUUAGAUGCAGUCUACGAUAAUGGAGGUAAAUUGGCUACUACAGGCGCCGCAGAUUUUACAUCUCUGUUUGUUGAGCCUGAAGAGAUAAAAAGUAAUUACGAGUUAAUAGUCAGACCAAAAAACGAGAGUAUUGAGGAACAUGAUGAAAGUGACGAUGAUCUGGUUAAAAAUCAUGGAUUUUCAAAAGAGAUUGCCAAAAAAGCACAAAUAUUUGCACUUGAUGAAGAAAGGUUUGCUUUUGCAAGGGCGCUCAGCAGGCUAACCCAAAUGAGCUCUACAGAUUGGGUGGAGAGGAGGUGA